This is a messenger RNA of Cyphomyrmex costatus, 2745 nucleotides long. RefSeq lists its product as uncharacterized. Lineage: Eukaryota; Metazoa; Arthropoda; Insecta; Hymenoptera; Formicidae. The record is from RefSeq and is a predicted model, not a curated record. The coding region runs from base 1 to 2745 and encodes 914 amino acids. The transcript is spliced from 2 exons.
AUGACAACUCUCGAGGAACUUUUGAUCGCUCAAAAACAGACGAUACUUUACAUAUCGAAAGUUCUGCCGAAUUUCAAGAAGCUUGGACAAGCCAAGAUGACCUGUGCAGUGACUAUCAAACGAAUGGAUCAUUUAAAGGAGCUCUUCACCAAAUGCCAGGAUCUUUACACAAAAAUUGAGUUUCUGGCUACAGCCCAGGAUCAAGCGGAGCAUGCUUAUUUCAAGCACGACCAAUUCUCUGUCUGCGCCGACGUCUACGAGGAGACCUCAGACUACAUAGCGGAGAUAUUAUCCGGAUUCGAGACUCCACUCCUUCAAUCAGCCAUUGGUGACUCAUUAUUAAAUUUACCGACCGUUUCGACGAACACUUCCAAAGACCUUUGCGCGCUCCGUGAUAUAUCCAACUCAGCGAUCCAAGGAUUAAAAAAUCUUGGACGCCCCGUCGAACAUUUGAGCGAUAUGUUAGUCUUUCUGAUCUCCCAAAAGUUCGAUAAAAUCUCGCGAGAAGCAUGGGAACUCCGGCGUGAUACUUCUGAGCCGUAUCCAACAUUCGCGGAAAUUAAUCAAUUUUUAAACGAACGAAUUCAAGCGUUCGGAACAAUAAUUCCGAUUAAACCAAAAGAAAAAUCAACGGACACGACAAAGUCGGCGAAGAAUAACACGGUCGCUUCCCAUGCUGCGUCAACCGUCAGUUUCAAGUGUCCUGUUUGCAAACAAGGCACUCAUCUGUUAUACCAAUGUGAAACUUUCUUAAAUAAAACUCCGAUCCAACGUUCCGAAUACAUUCGUCAGAAUAACCGUUGCCUUAAUUGCUUCAGUCGGAAACAUCAUGUCAAAAACUGUACGAAUAGUCACGUGUGCAAAUAUUGUAACGCUCAACAUCAUUCGUUAUUACAUUAUAAUGUUACUGCCAAUCCAUCUACUUCUGAGCAAUCAGAGGCGCCUGCGACAACAAGCGAAGUCGCGACGCAUUUCGUUUCCAAGACCGUGUCACCAAAUUCGAGCGGUCUGCUUGCGACAGCUCGCCUGAGAUUACAUUCGCCGCAUGGGCGCACCGUAACCGCGCGCGCUCUGAUAGAUCCUGGAUCCGUCGUUACUCUAAUCACUGAAUCAAUCGUCCAAUGUCUCUAUUUACCAAAAUUUAAACACGCAGUUUGCGUUACCGGCGUUGGCGAGACACAAUUUCCCGUGCAUUCUGCGACGAACAUUACCGUUUCUCCGACGUUUAGCGACGGACCUGCCUACUCGACGAACGCGCUAAUUCUUAAGUCGUUAACCAAGUACUUACCGAACCAAAAUCUACUCGUCGAUCAAUGGCGUCAUAUUUCGGAUUUAACCUUGGCUGAUAGUGAACCCAUGAGUCGCGAUCCAAUUGAUAUCAUUAUCGGCAUUGACCUUUAUGGUAUGCUCAUCCUCGAUGGCAUUCGUAAAGGCUCAGCCAAUGAGCCCGUAACUCAAAACACCGCGCUGGGAUGGAUCCUGUUUGGUCCUAUCUCUCCUUCCUUGAACCGUCAUUCACCUGCCUUAUCCGUGCAUCACAGCAACAUUGAGGAUCUCGAUUUCGUGCUUCGGCGAUUCUGGGAAGUAGAAGAACUUCCUCAGAGCCUUCAUCUAACUCUAGAUGAAAUCCGUUGUGAGGAGCACUUUGUUGCGACUCAUUCCCGUACUGAUGAAGGUCGCUAUAUUGUUCGACUUCCGUUUAAAACCAACAAUUCAGUUUCGCUAGGUGAAUCCCGUGCCGUUGCGUUCGCGUGCCUCCAACGUCGUGAAAGGCGUUUCCUUCGUCAGCUGACUUCAGCUUCCGAGUAUAGUAAUUUCCUCGACGAGUAUCGUACCCUUGGUCAUAUGAACCAAAUCCAGAACCCUGCGAUGCCCAGUCUCACUGGUCAAAGCUAUUAUAUUCCGCAUCACGCAGUAAUACGAACGUCAAGCGCGACAACACGUUUACGCGUCGUAUUCAACGCAUCAAGCCCAUCUUCGAAUGGCACGUCGUUAAACGACCUUUUACUUGUUGGUCCUAAAUUACAAAUCGAUAUCACAACUGUCUUAUUACAAUGGCGCCAACACCGAUAUGUUUAUAUAGCCGAUAUUGAGAAAAUGUAUCGACAAAUCUUGGUCGAUCCCCGCGAUACAGAUUUUCAACGCAUUCUAUGGCGCGCUUCACCGGAUGUACCUGUCGACGAAUAUCGUUUAAUGACUGUUACUUACGGAACCGCCGCAGCACCCUACCUCGCCCUUCGCGUACUUAAGCAGCUCACUGAGGAUGAGGGAUCACAUUUCCCACUCGCAGUGCCGAUAUUAAAUUCACAAAUUUAUGUAGACGAUUGCAUUUUCGGAGCUGACGAUAAAACUCUUGCGCGGGAGACUCGUAAUCAAUUAAUCGCUUUAUUGUCUAAGGGCGGCUUUCGGUUGAGAAAAUGGGCAAGCAAUUGCGACGACCUCUUAACCGACCUCGAUCCUUCAGAUCACGGUCUAAGUAACAUUCAGAUGCUCACCGGCGACGAGCAACUUAAAGUUCUCGGCAUUGCCUGGAACCCGGUGUCAGAUGUCUUCUAUUUCCAAGUAAAUCUUGCUCAAGAGUUGUCGAAAACCAAACGUGCUAUCUUGUCAACGAUCUCGAAAUUAUUCGAUCCAUUAGGCUGGGCGGCACCCGUCGUCAUAACAGCAAAAAUUUUUAUGCAACAAUUGUGGUUACUUAAACGCCAAUGGGAUGAGGAGAUUCCGGAUGAUUAUUUUGCACAGUAG